Messenger RNA from Candida tropicalis MYA-3404, 423 nucleotides. RefSeq lists its product as uncharacterized. Gene Ontology annotation, molecular function: carboxylic acid transmembrane transporter activity. The transcript has a single exon. Gene Ontology annotation, cellular component: plasma membrane. The coding region runs from base 1 to 423 and encodes 140 amino acids. Gene Ontology annotation, biological process: carboxylic acid transport; transmembrane transport. The record is from RefSeq and is a predicted model, not a curated record. NCBI's taxonomy places the organism in Eukaryota, Fungi, Ascomycota, Pichiomycetes, Serinales, Debaryomycetaceae.
AUGGCUACUAGAGAUUUGCUUAGUUUCGGUGAAAUUUUUAAAACUAUCCCACAAGAAAUCACAUUAGGUAAAAGUAAAGAACAAUUACAGAAAGAAGAUAUAGUUGAAGAUGAUGAAACAAUAGAAACAAAAGUUACCGUUAAUUCUCUUUGGAGUGGAUUCACAUCUGGUGCUGGAUUGUUCAGUGAUGGAUAUGUUAAUGCUGGGAUUAGUAUUGUCUUAUCUUGUUUGAAACAAAUUUAUGGUGAUGAAUUCACCCAAUCAAACGCUAUCAACAAUAUUGGUUCCAUUGGUUUCGUGGGUACCGUUGUUGGACAAUUAAGUUUUGGUUACAUAUCUGAUAGAAUAGACAGAAAAGGAGGUAUGUUGGCUGCAAAUGUCAUGUUGAUCAUUUUCACCCUUUUAUGUGCUGUUGGUUCAUAG